Venturia canescens is the source of this 4657-nucleotide messenger RNA. It is a transcript of the gene scat, whose product is annotated as VPS54 subunit of GARP complex scat. The transcript has 12 exons. Lineage: Eukaryota; Metazoa; Arthropoda; Insecta; Hymenoptera; Ichneumonidae. The record is from RefSeq and is a predicted model, not a curated record. Bases 438 to 3350 code for a protein of 970 amino acids. Gene Ontology annotation, cellular component: GARP complex. Gene Ontology annotation, biological process: Golgi to vacuole transport; retrograde transport, endosome to Golgi. Gene Ontology annotation, molecular function: syntaxin binding.
UCUCUUCUCUCUCUCUCUCUCUCUCUCUCUACUCCUUAAAACACCUGUCGUGUUUUUGAAGCUUUAGCUGUCGCAGCAAGUGGACGGUGGUGGCGAUAGUAGUUAAAUGUAAUCGAGCUAGGAUAAUAGCAAGAAAAAAGGCGAGCACUAAUCAUAUGCCACAUUGUUGCUGGUUUUGUACUCGUGUCUUUCAUUAUCCGGUUCUGAUAUCUUGGCUCACCACAUAGCAACACUGAUAUUAUUUGACCAAGUUAAAAUAAUGCAAAUAAAAGACGUUACAUCAUAAGAUCAUAAGUAGUACUGAAUAUCCGUAUAAUAUGGGAAUGAAAAUUAUCACAUCGCGUUUACAUGUAAAAUAUGGAUGAAUGUGUCGUGAUCGACCCUCGAAGCAUCGAAGAUGAGAUAUCAGUAUAAUCAACGUUAAAGAUAUACAGAUCAUGGCGAAAAUUUUCAAAGCACCAGAAUCGUCAAUGGUCUAUCUUGCAUGUCAAUACUGUGCUAACCUCAACUUCAAAAGAGUUCAAGACUUUGUCAGGCAUCUGCGAGAUCACCAUUGUUCAAGAGAAGGCGGUUCUUUUGUAUGUCGUUAUGGUUACAAUGGAGUCUGCUCGAGUCUUCCUCUGGAAGGAGUAUCAGACAAAGACUACAUAGCUCAUGCCGCCAAGCACGCAACGAUGCAGCAACGUCAAAAUCAGCAGGAAAAGAGCAAUGGUCAAAUGGUGGAUGGUACUGCUGCCUGGACCGUUUACUCGUCUUCCCAAAAUUUGCCUGCAGUCCUCAAUGAUCCGAACCGAGGCAAGCAAAGCAAUUUUCUCACCAAAACAUGGGGUGAUGCUUUUGUGGAAAAAGUUGAAAUCUCCAAGAGUCCUUAUCUACCGGAAAUUACGAGUCAACAUUUUGAGUCUUACAUGAAAAAGAUCGCAAGAAGAUAUCGUAAGCAUUCACGAAUGAGUGCGAAUAGGAUUGGUUCGCUGAAUGAAAACAUUCCAAACAGUAGAAAAACAAAACUGAUAUGCGAGCGUCCGUCGCAUUUCGAUUUAUCCAGCAUACCAAAAAUAUUUUUGAGUCCGCAUCUCGAUCUCUCACGUCAAGACAAUUUUGAAACUAUAUUUCCUUUCACGACGGGUGGGCUACUCAACCCGGGAAGCAAUGUUGUAUCACACGUAAAAUUAUUGCAAGAAAAAUUGAGUCACUAUUUGGACAUCAUAGAAGUUAGGAUAGCGGAACAGGUAGCGUCGAAAUCACAAGCAUUUUUUCUCGCAAUGACAUCGCACGAUGCUCUCAUGGAGCAAUUAACGCAAACGAUUACCGUAUUGAAAGCUCUUAGAAAAAAUAUUCACCAGAUCGACAAGAACCUCGUGAUCGAUACUUUAGACAUUUUACGUCUGGCAAGGGCACGCUCUAAUCGAACGUUGGUCCAGGAAAAGUUGAAACUAAUGGCGACUGUCCACCAGAGUCAACCGAUGAUACAAUUAUUGCUCUCGACUCCUGAUUACGUGGCAGCUCUUGAUUUAAUAUCGACUACACAAGAAAUAUUACAUCAAGAACUCAACGGAGUUCACAGCUUUAGACAUUUGAGCUCUCAAUUAACGGAAAUGGAACGACUUGUCGAUAAAAUGCUUUCUACGGAAUUCGAGCGCUAUGCAACUGCAGAUCUCAAUCGACCGCUAGGUGAAGAUAAUACAGUACUCGAUGGGGACAAACUGGUUUCAAUAAUAUCGGGUUUGCUGCGACAGAAGCAUUUUCAAUUCGUCGAUGCGUAUAAAGAGGAAGCUGUGACCACUGUCAGAGCCGUCACCAAACAGCGGGUCAUCGAAGCUUUAGCUGCGAGUGAUUGUUGCAGCGACCAGCAAGCCGCAGGUCUCGAAGUCAGUGGACUGUCUCUCGCAGAAAGAUUAACCCUUUUGCAAAAUACGAUUCAGUCGUUAACGUAUCUGCUCCAUCGAGUAAAAGCUGUCUACGAGGUAAUGCGAGACACGGCUGAUUUGUCAGCCGGCCGGUUGCAGGAUGGUACGAUCGACAGUUCUGUAACCGAUUGUUUGUUGACCAAUGACGAACACACACGCGUGAAAAAUAAACUCAACGAUAUGCUCACCUCGGUAUGCGAUUAUUGUCACGAACGACUGGGUCACCUGUUGUCAGCCGGAUCUAAUGACAAGGACAAAGGUCCGAUCGAAAAAGAUAAAAUGGUCGAUGCGAGUCCUAUAAAAGCUACUGAAAAGGAAUCUCAGAAUUGGAAUGAGAAAUCUUGGCUGAGUGAUCGCGCGACAGUUGCUCAAGUUUGUCAGUUAGCCAGUAUGGUCGAAACCUUCACCGAAACAUGCGAAAAUAUUUGUGGAAAACAGUGCAUCGCUCUACGUUCCGCAUUUAAGGCACAAGCGAGCAAGUUUGUGCAACGCUUCCACACGGAACGUAAGACAAAACUUAGCCUUCUUUUGGAUUUAGAAAGAUGGCGACAAGCAGAUGUACCCCAGGAGUUCCAAAAUCUCGUGAAGUACAUUUACGAGAACAAAAGGUUUCCGAUCGAUACAUGCAAACCUGCUAGCACCGAACAAACUGACAAUGUAUUGAAUUACAUUCUCGUAGGUCAGGAGAAAUACGCCGUUGUGGGCACAGCUUUGAUGCUCAUUCAGAUGGUUCACGAGUACUGCCGAACAAGCAGUGAGCUGACUGCAUUGUCAGGUGCAAUUGGUCGCCAAGUAGCAGAACUUCUGCGUUAUUAUAAUUCGCGAUGCUGCCAACUGGUUUUAGGCGCUGGUGCCAUGCAAGUUGCCGGUCUCAAAACUAUCACUAGUACGAUUUUGGUUUUGGCCGGACGAAGCUUAAAAUUGAUAAUCUGGUUGAUGCCUUACGUCAAAGCUCAUUUUCAAGAACUGGCGGACCAGAGUGCCAAUCGCGGAGUCGUUGGAACGAGCAGCGGUACUGGGGGAGUUGCUCUUCUGGAUAGUGUGGAACGUGAUAUACGAGCUCAUGUUCGCGAAAUUGAUGGAAAGAUCCUAACGAUCGUCGACAAUCUAGUCGGUGGUCAAAUUUCUAAUUGGAGCGCGCGUCCUCCGGUACCCUCCCAAUCUUUUCGCAAUAUUUCACGGCACUUGGUGAAACUGCACGAAGCAGUAUCCGGAAUUCUUCCACCAGUUGAAGUACAAGCGCUCUAUCGAACAGUCAACGUUUCAUUUAAGGAAAAGUUACGAGAGCAAUUGGUGAAAAUGAAUAUUGUUAACAACGGAGGACCACAGCACGGAGUUGUGACGUCCGAAUUGACAUUUUAUCUUGAGGCAUUAAGAGGCUUAAAAAUUCUACCGACUGAGGAACUGGAUGAUAAUUGGAUGUCUGAUAUAUGGACUAGAUAACAUGCAGAGCGAGUUGUGUAUUGCCUUUUAGAGGCGAUGAGGUAUUACAGACACAGAUGACCGAUAGGGCUCACAGAAGAGCCUUCAUAUGCGAUUGUAUAAUGCGUGAUCCACUUAUAUUGCAAAAGAAUGUUAUUUUUUAUUUUGCACUGCCGGAAGGCAACCAAAUUUUUUCAUUGUAAUUUAUGCAUUUUUUUUUUCAAAAAAGACCCUCUGAGGGAAAACGUAGUGGAAAAAUGUUGAAGAUAUCUUCAGGAAUCCCUAUUUUUAUUCUAUGCAAGACGGUUUUUUUUGCAUUUUAAUGACAUGAACUUUUGUAACGUGGAUUAAUCGUGCUCGCUAAAUGCUGCAGACAUUGCAUACGCUAUGUUGGGAAACAUUCUAAAUUUACCGGUAUCGUACGCAACUAACAAACGAUCCUGGAUCGUUGUACGCUUCCGUAUCUACAUUUCAAGUGUUGAAAUGAAUUCUAUUAAAUUUCAAUGAAAUUUAAAUAAGAAGCAAAAUUUUAGUCAAAUUUGAAAAUGAGAAUGUUGUUGACUGUUUAUUUUAAGGAGAUCGAAAUUUGAUGGUCAAUUUUCCAUAAUUUCGAAAAUUUCAGUAGUAAUUAAUAGAACUUUCAUUUAAGUAGUGUGCGGCGAUGAUGUGAAAAAUUAAUGCAAUCGAGCAUCUCAUAGGAUGAGAAUUAUUGAGUCAAAUCAUAAUUAUGCUGAUAUCGUAUCUUAAUAAACUCGUUGACAAAACAGCACUAAAAUAUUUUAUAUCUCCUUUGAUUGCCUAAUGGAGUUCAUCAAUUCAUGUCUCAUAUAUUACUAUUAUUGUGAAAAACUCUAUUGGUAUUAUGAAAAGAAAACGCUCGAAUGAAAUGACUACACGCAACAGUCAGCUUGAUAGCGAUACAAGGUCAACAUACCAAAACCAAACACUCAGAUUUGAACUGCACAUUUGAAUUGGAACUGGAAACUAUGGCUGAAUCACUAAACCAUGAGAAAAUAAAAACCAGUUGUAAUGUGGCGAUCUAUUAAUAUUCAAACUUUACAAAAUUUUGUACACAGUCGUAUAACUGACCAAAUUCUAGAAAAUUGUAUAUAAAUCGAUUAAUCUAAGUAAGUUUAGUUAUUCUCUCGUCUCUUUGAUUUUCGUUUAGUUGCGUCUAUGUCUCUAAACGUUGAAAAAUUAAACGAUAUAUCUGGGUGGAUUGCCUUGUCUCGGUAACGCAAUUUCUUAUUUGUCAGAAAAAGACACUGCUAGAUUUGAGGUUAUUAGUACGGUGGAUUAAUAUAUAACGACGAUAGAGGCCAUCCCAA